AUGGAUACAAAGGAAAGUAGGUAUGAUAAACUUAAUCUUGAGGAUAUAUAUUAUUAUUAGUUGGUAUAAAAUGAUAUUUAAUAUUUAGUUUUAAAAUGAAAUUUUCGAUUCAUCGUCUUUAGCAGUGCAUACUUGGAACUUAGUUAUAAUUUAGGAGUAUUUUCAAUUUUUAGAUUUAGAAAUAAUAGUUAUGUAAUAAAUAAUUAAUUAUUGUAGGAUAACCUUUUUCUCGUUGAUUGGAUUCUAUCAUUUUAUAUUUUUUGAAUUUAAGUAUUUUGAGUCAUUGAAAAUACAAUUCUUAAAAGUAAAUGAAUAUUAUAAUCGCUACAUUCCUAAUGAAACAUUAUAGAAAUAGAAAAUAAUGCGUUCUGAAUUUUUAAGAAAGGGAGUCAUAAGAAAAUGA
Paramecium sonneborni is the source of this 403-nucleotide messenger RNA. The record is from the annotation of a GenBank genome assembly. NCBI's taxonomy places the organism in Eukaryota, Ciliophora, Oligohymenophorea, Peniculida, Parameciidae.